CUCCUCGCCUGGUGACAGCAGGAGCAACUCUGCAAAGCUUUGCUGCGCUCGGGAGACUGCAGAGUUCACUGCAAAGGCAAAACUGAAAUCUUUGUACCACCUGCUUACCAUCCAAGAGGCUUCUGUGUCUCCUUGCCUUCUGUUUCUGGAUUUUCCCAGACCUCUUUCCUCCAAACGAAGGUCCAUUCUUCUUCUGGCAAUGCAUCCUGAGAGAUGGCUGUGUUGGCGUUACCCUGCGUUCCACGUGUGGGUAUUUGUGAUCACAUCCUUGAUUAAAGGUGUCACAGCCUGUGAAUCAGAAGAACGACUAUUUCAUAAACUCUUCUCCCACUACAACCAGUUCAUCAGGCCAGUGGAAAACGUGUCUGAUCCUGUCACAGUGCAUUUUGAAGUGGCCAUUACCCAGCUUACAAACGUGGAUGAGGUCAAUCAGAUAAUGGAAACCAAUUUGUGGCUGAGACAUAUUUGGAACGACUACAGAUUGCGAUGGGAUCCCACAGAAUAUGACGGCAUUGAAUUUGUUCGGGUACCAGCAGAUAAAAUUUGGAAGCCAGAUAUUGUGUUGUACAACAAUGCUGUGGGAGAUUUUCAGGUUGAAGGCAAGACCAAAGCCCUCCUUCGCUACGAUGGAAUGAUCACCUGGGCCCCACCAGCUGUUUUUAAAAGCUCCUGUCCUAUGGAUAUCACCUUUUUCCCAUUUGACCAUCAGAACUGUUCGCUGAAAUUUGGUUCGUGGACCUAUGACAAAGCCAAAAUUGAUCUUCUGAUCAUUGGUUCCAAAGUAGAUAUGAAUGACUUUUGGGAAAAUAGUGAAUGGGAAAUAGUUGAUGCUUCUGGCUACAAACAUGACAUCAAAUAUAACUGCUGUGAAGAGAUCUACACAGACAUAACAUAUUCCUUUUAUAUUAGAAGACUGCCAAUGUUUUACACCAUAAAUCUAAUCAUUCCCUGUCUCUUCAUCUCAUUCCUGACUGUGUUAGUUUUUUACCUGCCAUCUGACUGUGGUGAGAAAGUGACUCUUUGCAUCUCUGUGCUGCUUUCCUUGACUGUAUUUUUACUGGUGAUCACAGAAACGAUCCCAUCCACCUCUUUAGUAAUUCCCCUUGUAGGUGAAUAUUUGCUCUUCACCAUGAUAUUCGUGACUUUGUCCAUUGUCAUCACUGUGUUUGUCCUGAAUAUACAUUACAGAACCCCAACCACACACACGAUGCCCAAAUGGGUAAAAACCAUCUUUCUUAGCCUGCUCCCAAAAGUCCUGCUGAUGCAGAGGUCUCUAGAACAGCAGAAAAAACACACUUCCAGAAAGACCAAGAAAGGCUCAACCAAUAAGCCAAGCAAGUCAAAGCACAGCGAGCACAGAGAUGCUAAAUUACAGAAGGAGCAGCUAUGCUGUCACUGUGAUAGAGCAGCUGAACUGGCGACCAGCAAAAGCAGGCGACUGAGCCGUCAGUCGCUGAAAUGGACGGCAGAGCACGUGGACUACUCCCCAGAAGUGAAGAAUGUCAUUAGCAGCGUUCAGUUCAUUGCGGAGAACAUGAGGUCUCAAAAUGAAACCAAAGAGGUGGAAGAUGAUUGGAAAUACGUAGCUAUGGUGAUAGACAGAGUGUUUCUCUGGGUAUUCAUAAUCCUCUGUGUGUUUGGGACUGCAGGCCUCUUUCUUCAGCCUUUAAUAGCAGACAUAUAACCCCGAUCCACUGCUCUGUAUCCAUUUUUGUUGUAUUUGCUUUUUAAUUCAGAGCUGUUCCCUACAUUUCUCUCCUCUCAUGCUACCCCUCUGCUCAGCCUGUCCUCAGCAUCUACCCAUAAAGGGAAGGUCAGAAGGGAAAGGUCCUCUGAGAAAGAAAAUCACACAAAGUAUCAUGAGAAGGGGACUAAAAAUUGGAGAUGAGCAUGUGGUCUUUUUAAGGCAAAACUGCUAGGAUUUUUAUAAUGUCUGUCUGACUUUGCCUCAGUGAGAUCAGCAAUAAUAAGACCAAAGGGGGCCACUAACCAAACUUAGUGAGUUUUCCCCUUGCCCUCAGACCAGAGGUAGGUAUUAGGACAGUUCAGGCACUUUUGAGUAUCUUCCCCAGAGCAGCCUCUACCUGGCUGCGUAUUUUUUCUCCAGGUCCUAACUCUUCCUUAGCUUUGAAUUUAUUUACCUUCCCUCACUCUCUGUCUCUCUCCUUGUCGUAGUUUUCCAUAUGGCACUCGAAUGAGGAACCGUGGUCUUACUGACCGGAGGAAUGCUCUUUAUUGAGAUCUUGUGAUGGGAAAGCCAAUAAUACAAAUAAAAGUACAAUCAAACUGAUGACCUUGACCCUAUGACAUCUUGGAUACAAUCUAAAAUGAGGUUUCCCCAGCUUUAGCAAUGCGUGUACCUAAAUGAAAAAUCUGAGAUCAACAAUGCACACGUUUAUGUUUGUACUUGAAGUCAAACAGGUCUUAAGCACCUGUUCAUAGUUAUAGACAAACCUGCUUGACAAUUUGCCCUCCAUGUAGCCUCGCAGACACCAUCUAGAGCACCCUAGAGUCAUCACAGAGGAAUAACGUGGUGGCAAUACAGAAAACCAGGAAAGAUCAGAAAUGUCUGUAGUUUGAAAUCCACGUUUGAAAUGGCUGAUUCUUCUAUCACUUAGCUUUGUAGGCGCUCAAAGUCCCCUUUGCUUCCUGCUACCGAACACCAAACAGUCCGCAUGGUGAGCUCCAGCAGGAUUUCCAGGCCACAUGUUUCUCUCACUGGCCUAACAGUGGUCCCCAUCAACGAGGGUCUGCUCUGAAAACUUUUGCUGGCUCAGGCUUAGACAAGUCCCGCUCGGGAAAGGUUUGUCCCUGAGUUUGUCCCCUGACAAUGCUAUUCACUUGUCACAGACAGACUUGGCUUGACAGCGUUGCUCUGACUUGGGUCUUCCUGUGGUCUUAAAAAAAGGGCAGACUUGACAUCAUAGCAGCAGAAGGCUAGCUAUCGCGAAUCCCAUACAGAGCUGAGCACCUUCAUCCAAACAGCUUUGUAGCAGAUUUCCCUUUGCUGGCUCCUUGCGGGUGAAUCCUGUGUGCACAAACCUACUCUGUAAUUGCAAGGAUGCUCCCUUUGGGGCUGAGCUUGCUGCUGUGAAACCAGGUGCCAAAUAGUAUGGAGCUGCAGUGUCCUAGUGCAAUAAUCCUGAAAAGUUUUCCAGCCAUGCACCUGAUGGCGUUUCUAAACUAUGGUCAGUCUACCCUCAGGGCUCGUAUCUGUUCAGAUUCCUCAUGGUUUUGCCCCAAAGGCUUCUUUACUGAAAGGCAUCAUUCCUAUUGAUGCCAAAGGCUUCAAGAGAAAAAGACCUCCCCCCUUCCUCCCCCCAUUAUAGGCGACUCUGACUUUAGCUCUACAGUGUAAGUACAGUACUUUCAGUGCCUGCAAUGUGUCAAUGUGUGCUUUGAAUGCCGCCAUUUCUCAGGCGAGUGUGACUCCUUGUUUCUUAAGUCCCUGACUGGCCUUUUACUUUUUCUGAUACUCCCUGAAAAAACAGAUGAAACUAGAAUAUACAGCAGAGAAUGACAAGAGGAUAACCAUCUCAGUCCAGUAUUUGAAAUAGGUAAAGUCUAUUUUCUAGAAGAAAAUAAUAUUUUCUGUAAUCCACCUGAUGGACUGU
Struthio camelus australis is the source of this 3614-nucleotide messenger RNA. It is a transcript of the gene CHRNA6, whose product is annotated as cholinergic receptor nicotinic alpha 6 subunit. Gene Ontology annotation, cellular component: plasma membrane; synapse; neuron projection. The record is from RefSeq and is a predicted model, not a curated record. NCBI's taxonomy places the organism in Eukaryota, Metazoa, Chordata, Aves, Struthioniformes, Struthionidae. Gene Ontology annotation, molecular function: acetylcholine-gated monoatomic cation-selective channel activity; transmembrane signaling receptor activity. Gene Ontology annotation, biological process: monoatomic ion transmembrane transport; chemical synaptic transmission; regulation of membrane potential.